Molecule: messenger RNA, 7286 nt
Organism: Xyrichtys novacula (pearly razorfish)
Lineage: Eukaryota; Metazoa; Chordata; Actinopteri; Labriformes; Labridae
Source: the annotation of a GenBank genome assembly
AGACAGAGCAGCGCAGCCCGGCAGCGCGGCGCUCUGCUGCUCCGGUGGAUCAGUGGAGGUAGUUAGUGAAUGUUUCUUUGCUCAGUGAUUAAGGGGGAGGACCAAUGGCAACAAAGGAGACGGAGAGGACGGUGGCUCCUCCUCUCCCUAUCUCUCUCUCCCUCACUGUGCUUUAUAGAUGCAUAUAAUCCCCGAGUUGACCCAGAAAACAAACUCCCUCUGACUACCGAGACGCCGCAGAGUUAGAGUCCGCCGCAGGGCUGCAUGUAGCCGGAGCAUCAGCUGGAGAAUAACCCCGGCACUAAUCCAACUUCUCCGCACGGAUUCAUCGCACAUUCAGACAUCGGGUAGGUGUCGCCUUCUGUUACUCCCUGAACAGGUAGAGAAGCUGCACUUUGCCUUUGUACUCUUCACCAUUUUAUUAUUUCUUUACAGAAAUAAAAAACAGGCAGAUCAGACCCGUUUGCAGGUUGCUUCACCUUUUCACUUUGUUAGCUUGUGGCGCUAUUACAGGCUAUUUGUUGCGGUUUUUUAAUGCUUAAAUGUUAAAUAUCCAACUGUUAAUGCCUUCAACCCUCGAGGAAUAAAAGAAAGGUUUUAUGCUUGUGUGAUAAUACUAGCAAUUAUGAUCCCCCAUAGACUAUCUAUUUACAAAGUGGCAUUUAAACUGAAUGGUAAUCCAGAUCUGCGGAGCCGCUUCACAGAUAGAGAAGUGUGUAAUUAGGUAACACAAGAGCGGAAUAUACUGAGCAGGAUUAAGGCUAUUGAGGAAAGUGUCUAGUUUUAUCACUUCUAAAAGGGCUGAAUUUCUCAAAGCAGCUGGGGUCAUUGCCUCACUAGACCACAGGUCGCUUGAAAUGUCUUUAUUGUUCUUAGACAUGACAUUAUAUCUCGAUGUGGAUAUGUUAUUAUGAUCAUCCCAUCAAGACGCACGGUGUAGAACACACUCAGCCCCUCACAUUGACAGCAAAUGACAUUCUGAGCAUGGACAGGAUCUGUUUUUAUCCGUAGGUUAAUCUUAAUUGGAGAUCUUCAUAGUGACUGUGUGAAGACAGAGGCUGUGUGUUGUGCGUUAAGGAGAGAGGGGGGAGAGGUGUGUGUGGUCUCGGGAAGCAUUCCUCUGCGUCCUUUUGGCUGCAAGGGUAUUACUGCCCUCCCUCGUCAGUGUGAUGUGUGAUAUCCAGUGGUAAUUCACUGAUGAUGUGAUCCUGGAGAGUUGAGUUUUUUUUUAAAUUUAUUUUUAUGAAAGUGGUUGAAGAAAGAAACUGUGGUAGGGAGAUGAGUUUCAACUGAGAAAGAGUGGAGUUUUUUUUCUUUUCUUUUUUAGAUCAAGUUGUUUUAAAAGGGACACUCCAGCUGUUUGAGCAUUGCACUUCUGUAAAAUUGGCUGACUCACAGGAGACAGAUUAAAGAAGAAAAGAUUCAAAUUGAAGCAGUAGGAUUAAACCCUGACACAUACAAUCCUACUUGGACCAAAAAGCAGCUGUCUCUGUUUUCGCCUGUUUUGCGUUUUAACUAUUUCGAGACGGUGUUGUUUACGUGAGUUAAGACUAUCCAGUCAUGGAGGUUUGUCACUAUUCAUACGCCACUGUGCCUGCAUCAUUGAGAAAUUACACCAUCAAAAUAUUAGCUGUCAUUGACGUUUUAGUUGCCACUGUGCUGAGCUGUUUCUGGCCUCGACUAAACCUACUAUGUUACAAGGGUUCGCCUCUCUGUCUGAGCUGUUCGAAAAUUAAAGUACUUCAUGUUUUCAGAAAUUUUUAGUUGGUUAAAUAGACAUUAAAUAAUGUCCUUAGGGUAUCAUUGUAGGCCCGAGUUUAACUGAUACUGGAUUAGCUUAGAUUACACACUUGUUUACUUUCCGUAUUACAUUAAAUAUCCAAUCGCAACACUUUACACCUUUGUCACAUUCGUAAAAUCAUUAGUUCAAAAUUCAGAAACAUACCAUUCUACUUCGCCCACCAAUAAGCUUGAUUGUUUUCCAUCUUUAAAGCCUGUUUUGUAUUUUUAAGCUGUUUUAUGGGCUGUAAGAGGAGAUAAGAGAGUUCACCACUUUUAGUUUGCCUUAGUGUCCAUGUCAUUCAGACGUUAUACCACUAAAGUACAAUAUGGCGUUGUGUCUAUGCAACUAAAUUGGGCUGUUUCCGGCUGCUUUAUACUUUGGAAAAUGACGGCCUGUGCAGAUCAUGUUGCAGUUGUAGCCAAAUAAUGUGUGAAAUAUUGGAAAUACAUGGGCAUAGAUUCCUAAGGAUGUGCACAUUUAAUCAGUUAAUAGAUACAAUGAUUAAAAGUUGUCACCUUCACUAGUCAGCACAAGAUCACAUUGAUAUGUGUAUUAUUUUAGGUCCAAAACUCCAGUGUCAAAGUUUAACUUGUGCUGAAUUCAUAGGUGAUAAUCUAGGCAGAUGUUCUGAGUAGCAAACCAACCAAUUUUGCUGCUCACUUCCCUAUUUGGAAAAUGCAUUGCACUAUCUGAUGCAUUCAUGUUGGUAGUAAAGAGCAUACUGAGUCAUGGGGUUUAAUCAAAGUGAUUGUUAUCAUAAAAGAAAGUUGGCUGUACAGGUGCCUGUUCAAAACAUGGCAGAUGGCGCCAUGAUUUGUCAAGGGUAGAGUAAGUAGAGAGAAAAGUUGUGUUUACUUGUGAGGAGGACCAAGGUUGGUGGUGCUAGUUAUGCUAACGUUAGCCACACUUGGUGAACCAGUUUUACGAUGAAUACAUUUUUCUCAGUUUUGAAAAAGUUUACAUUUAUGUGUCUAAUAAACGUGGCUAAUGUAAACCUUAAUGGGAUUUUGGUUGAGAAAUUGAUGAAAACCCCUUGCUUUGUUUUUCAUUUUUGGAGUUCCUGUCUCUGAGGUCAAGCUAACUAACUCUAGACAGCUUCCUUUAUCAUCCUUUUAAAAAAUGCACACACACUACACAACAAGCAAUCUUAUAAUCAGUGAACAAGACUUCAUACUUGUGUAUUUAUAUUUGAUCCUCAUUUUGAUUGCAUUAAUGAUAGCAAGGCUGCAACAAACAAUAAUUUAAUUACAGUUACUUGCUGAUUAGUUUCCUAAACUGUUGAUUUGUUGGUUAGAUAACUAAAUGAGACCACAACUGUAAGUGGAUCAUUAUCAUUUCAUUUGCCUUAGGGGUGUUGUCAAAUUUUUACCACCUUAAAUGGCAAAUCAAAGGUGAAAAUCUCUUCUGUCUUUGAUAAUAUUAACAAAAAAAGUUUAAUAUUUUUGCUCGGAGAUGUCUGAAAUUCCAGAGUCAAGUAUGUGCCAGUGAUCUAAUCUGAUUUUUUUUCUGCUCAGGGUAACUUUGCAGCCAUGGCUGAACACAUGAUGAUGCCCAUGACCCACGGCUUCAGGAUGGGCAUGAACGGACCUCCGCAGCACGGCGGUCAGCCCGGCUUGCGUGGGUUACCGAACGGUCAAGUGAUGCACUACGGCAGGAACCCUCAGAACAACAUGGAGGCUGCCAUGAGACAGCGGCCAGGCAUGGUGGGGCCUGGAGGGAUGGGGGGCCCUGUGAAUGGAGCUCCCAUGGCCAACCACCACCACCAGAUGAUGUCUGGGAACAUGAUGUACAACGGGCAAGGUCCGCCACAGCAGCAUCACCACAUGCACCCCCAGCAGCAGCAGGGUGGGCACCCACAGCAGUACCACCCUGGUAACCUCACCUCCCAGCAGCUCAUGGCCAGCAUGCACCUGCAGAAACUCAACACUCAGUACCACGGACACCCUCUGGGCUCAGCUAAUGGCCACCACAUGCCUAAUGGUGCUCAGUACCGGGUGGGUCCAGCCCAGCUGUCGGGCAUGCAGCACAUCGGCGGCCCUUUGGGGCUAAACGGCAUGGACAUGGAUCUGAUUGACGAGGAGGUUCUGACGUCACUGGUGUUGGAGUUUGGUUUGGAUCGUGUUCAGGAGCUACCUGAGCUCUUCCUCGGACAGAAUGAGUUUGACUUCAUAUCGGACUUUGUGUGCAAACAGCAGCCGAGCACGGUGAGCUGCUGAGCAAGAAGGCUGAAUCUGGUUCGGUUUUGUUUUGACUGGACUGGACACCCCAAAGAAUGACUGAGCGGUCACAGUAGCACAGUGAGAGGAGACAAUCUCUCUGUUCUGUUUUGGGUGUUUCUGUGUCUGUGUUUGACAGUGUUUAGUACGCCUUCACACUGCGAGUUGAGGAAGACUUGUAACAAGAGGAAACACAGCAGAGACACCAGGUUUCUCUUGUUUGAGGCAGUGCCAGGAAGAUCUGUCGUCUGUGGCCAAAUUGAGGCAGCCUGAUGCAGCGGGCUCUGUCUGUACCCAUCUGGCCCUCAGCACAUGUGCCUGCAGUGCCAAGGCUUUGGGAAAAUUGUAAACUUAACAGAGAGGAAACGCCUGAAAAGACUCUCCAUCUGGGUCUGCUACAUGCUGUGGCAUCUUUAAAUGUAUUUUAUCUCUGAUGACACCUUCAGACAGUAGCAGACGUUUUACAAAUUUAUAAAAAGGUAGUCCUCUGAAUUUGUUUGUACAAGGAUGAAGGGGUUGAGACAGAUUUUUGUGUGCUUAUUGAAGGCUGGCUCUUCAAAAACUGCUUCAAAAUAUCACAUAUUUCCUUGAAGAGCAGGAGAGUGAGGUUGUGCAGCAAUCUUAGGAGAAGUGACGGGGUUUAUCUCGGAUUGGUCGUGUUGAAAUGUGCCGCAUUGAUUCUCGGGCUUUCAGUGUCAUUUACCUGUCUCAGAUAAAAUCUGCAAUCAUCAAGUGCGUCACAUCUGUUCCCUGCUAAUUAGCUGUGAUUGAAUCAUUGGCAAAGUAGCACAUUGUUUACUGUGUUGUUAAAAACAAAGCAUUUAUCUGCUAAAUAUGGCUGUAACAUCCUUCUGCUUCAACAUUUGGCUGCAUAUCGCAGCCUGUUGCAAAGCUAAUCAAAAAAAAACAAAAAAAGAUGUUGAUCCCAGGUAUGAGGUGGGAUUAAAAAAAGAAAGAGUAAAAAAGAAAAAAAGAGUGUGAUAGAAGAAAUUGUAUGUUAUUUGUGUGUGUGGGUGGGUGGUGGAUUAAGUGAGACAUUUAAAAUCCAUCAAAAGACAUCCUGCUUCCUUAAAACUACUGGAAAUAAUGACUUGACAAAUUAAGAUUACAGACUGAAACAGACAGAGAGACUUAUUAAUUACCCUCAAAAAUCUGAAAAAUAAAGCCUCAGAAAUAAGAAAAUAUAUUUAAAGUUUCCUUUUUUUAACUUUGCUUUUGCACACGAUAAUAACACAUUCCAACAAGAUGUUUUUAUCAUAGAAAGAAACAAACGUGUUUCCGCAUAAUAAUUCUGCUGUAAACAAAAGAUAUAUCUAGUUGGUUUAAUAAUUUGCUCCCACAAGAUAAAUAUUUUAUAGUUAUUUGGAAACAAUGUAUUCAUUUUGUGUCCAUAACGAUUUAUCUUGUAGGACAAAUUUAAUCAUCUUGUGUGCAAACUAUAAAUAGCACAUGGAAAUGAGUCAUUAUCUUGUGCACAUAAUAUGAUAACGUAGCCCCACAAUGUAAUUGUCUUGCAUGCAUAUGGACGAACUUACGAUGGAACUUAUGAGCACCAUUUCAGAUCCAGUUAAAGUCUUGUGCGCACGAACUUUUAUCUUGUGCAUUCUACUUUAUAACUUGUCCCAACAAGAUAUCUGUAUUGUGCAUGCUCCCUUAAGAUUGUUAUAUAGUGGAUAUAAAUUCUUAUCUUGCACAUGCAACAUAAUAACCAUAAGGGAGCUGGUAGUUAUCUUGCACAUGCACACAAGUUGUGAUCUUGUGCACGUAAAAAAAUUACUUGUUCCCUCAAGAUAAUUAUAUUAUAUGCACGAGUUAUUGCCAUGUAGAGACAUGUUAAGUAAAUGUCUUUUGCAAACAGUUGCUUUGUUGUCUUGUGUGCAAAAGAUGAUUACAUUGUGCACAAGAUACAUUUUUUUCCACUUUUCGGUAUUUCUAAGGCUCUACAGAAUUUUUUGGUGCUACUUCAAGCUCAAACAUGCUCAUUAUCUGUCUGAAAAUGUUAGCUUCUUGAGGUACAGAAGACCUCGGAUCUUGUCAUUUUGGGUUUCCAGUAGUUUUAAGUGUGCUGCAGACGGUUUAAGGCUGCACAGGGAGAUGGGGUAGAGAGACUUAGAUGUGUGGACACAGCACUCCCUGGCAGCACUUGGUUUAAUCAUUAUUUAAAGCUGCCGCUACCUGUGGCAUUGAUUUCAUUCAGCAGUAGGAGUGAGUGAAGAGCACAAAGCAGGCACAUUUGUUGUUUUUUGCCAUAGAUUAGCUUACUCUGCUGCUUUUCUACUGAUUAGAUUCAAAUUACAUGUUCUCACACGCUUGUCUUAAUUGAGGUCGGCUUGCACAUUCUCCAAUGACUCAAUAAUUAUAAAACGGACAUGUUUUUUUGCGCAGUUGGUAAUUAGGUUUUUUUUUGUCAAGGUUGCUGCUUCGCCACUGUAGGCUGGUUGAGGGAGAACUUCCUGCUCUCGUCAGGCUAUUUGUGGAGCUGUCAGAGAGGUCAGGGCCACGCUGGUGCACUGUGUUAAUCUGUUCCAAUACCACUGUGCUGCUGCUGCUGUCCCUGUCUCUCUCUGGAGAUCUGCCAUCUCCAGCUCUCCAAUCAAACAACGGGCAUUGAAACGCUGUGGUAGAAAAAAAAAAAAAAAAAAAGGCGGAAAAGUGCCACUCUGUUUCACUUUCUGCCUGGCAAACUGCAGCCAGAGCAACUCACAACCUCACAGUUCAUGUGUAAAUCUUUUUUUCUGGCCUUAGCGAGACAGUGGCCUCUGAUUACUGCUGUAACAAUGAGCGCAGCCUUCUUGUGUAUUCUAUCUUUGUACUGUAGACUAGAGGUGAAGUUGAUCUAGACACAUUUAAAGGUACUUUCAGAAAACAUUGUCAGAUGUAAGUGUAAAUCAGUGGAUGAUUUGAUGUGUUGACAAAAAAGAUUAUAUCCUACAAUUUUUUUUUUACAAAUCAAGUGUGUAGAUACAGUUUGAGUUUGCGUGCAGGACCUGAAGCUUUAAGACCAAGUAGACUGCAUGUUAAAGCAAGCGUGAGGGAUGCCACCACUUUCCCACAGAGCAGCUGAGAAUGUACAGUACAACACUUUGUGGGAACUUGUCUUAAGAUGGUAGAUAAACAUGUGAGAUUGUACUCCUUGUUCCAAAAUUACACAUCAUUCAUUUGGGUAAACCCCCCUAAACUCCCCACCCAUUCUUCUCCUUUCCUUCUUCCCCAAAGCUUUUGUAAUGUUAUUGAUUCUAUUUUAAGAAAAUGUAUUUAUUUUCAAAUAAAAUAUUUAUUUAAAGAAA